This is a messenger RNA of Apaloderma vittatum (bar-tailed trogon), 612 nucleotides long. RefSeq names its product cytochrome c-type heme lyase. The record is from RefSeq and is a predicted model, not a curated record. The coding region runs from base 2 to 577 and encodes 191 amino acids. The transcript has a single exon. Gene Ontology annotation, molecular function: holocytochrome-c synthase activity. Lineage: Eukaryota; Metazoa; Chordata; Aves; Trogoniformes; Trogonidae. Gene Ontology annotation, cellular component: mitochondrion. Gene Ontology annotation, biological process: cytochrome c-heme linkage.
GAUGAUAGAUCCUAGCAAUAUGAUGCCUCCUCCCAAUCAGCAGCCAUUCCCUGGUCAGCCAUUUCCAUUGUCAACUGUUAGAGAAGAAUCUUCAAUUCCUAGAGCACACUCUGACAAGAAAUGGGUCUAUCCUUCAGAGCAAAUGUUCUGGAACGCUAUGCUAAGAAAAGGGUGGAGGUGGAAAGACGAUGACAUAACAGAGGAAGAUAUGACCAACAUUAUUAAGAUUCACAACCAAAAUAAUGAACAAGCUUGGAAAGAGAUUUUGAAGUGGGAAGCGCUUCAUGCUGUGGAAUGUCCAUGUGGACCAUCGCUGAUGCGGUUUGGAGGCAAAGCAAAGGAAUAUUCACCAAGAGCCAGAAUAUGUUCAUGGAUGGGAUACGAACUUCCCUUUGACAGACAUGACUGGAUUGUUGACCGAUGUGGAAAAGAAAUGCGGUAUGUUAUCGAUUACUAUGAUGGUGGAGCAGUAGAUAAGAACUACCAGUUCACUAUCCUGGACGGUCACCCCGCAUUUGAUUCUCUCUCAGCUGUGUGGGACAGAAUGAAGGUAGCUUGGUGGCGGUGGACCUCGUAACAACUUCUGUGGUGUGCAGGCAAAAAGCAGACCAC